AUGGCCAAUCUACAAGUGUCACAUGUGUUAGAAUGGCUACCGCCAGGGCAAACGAUCGAGGAUUGCCUUAUGAAGGGCAAAAGCCGGGUGGAAUGUCAUAACUAUAUUAGAGUUAUGGUGCGACAAUCCAAUGGACGCAGUCUUAUUUGUGGCACACACGCAUAUUCGCCCAAAUGUCGCGAAUAUGCUUAUUCGGACGAUGAUCGCAUGCUGCAACAGAGACGCCAAUUCGAUGGGCAGGCGAUUGCACCAUACGAUCCAAAACAUAAUUCUACCGCGGUUUACAUUGCCGAUGCUAAUGAAAUUUAUACCGGAACAGUAUCAGAUUUUGCCGGCAAUGAUCCACUUAUUUACAGGAAAAGAUUGUCGGAUGACGAAGGAUUAAGGACACAACGAGAUGACCUUAAAGUACUCGACUCACCAAAUUUCGUGGCAUCAUUUGUUUACGGCAACCAUGUUUAUUUCUGGUAUCGCGAAUGGGCUGCUGAAGUGAGUGAUGGCGAUCGACAGAUCUACGCUCGAGUUGCAAGAGUUUGCAGAAGCGAUCGCGGUGGCGCGCGUCCGGCCCACGAACGUUGGACGUCGUACGUGAAGGCACGAUUGAACUGUUCAGUGCCAGCAAAUACGCCAUUUUACUUCAAUGAAUUGCAAGCGGUGACCGAACCAGUAGCGGCAAUCGACGGUUCUUCUUACGUGUACGCCGUUUUUUCAACACCUGAAAGCAGUGUUCGAAUGUCAGCUGUAUGCGUAUACCGGAUGGAAACUAUCAAACGGAUUUUUGAUUAUGGACAUUUUAAAAUCCAAAAAACUGUUCAAAGUUUUUGGGUACCUUAUAGGCCGCACGAGAGUAUGCCUGUUCCAAGGCCUGGAUCGUGCGUUGCGGAUUCAUCAAAGUUAUCGGAAAACAUUGUUUCGUUCAUCGCACGCAAUCCACUGAUGCAUGAAGCGGUACCUGCGGUACGUUCAAAACCAAUCCUUGUUCAGGGACCUGAACGUGCUUCAUUCACGCAGAUUGCCAUUUCCCCAAAAAUUCAUUCAGUUAAAAAAGGGGCAACACAUAACGCCUUAUACAUUGGUACCUCAGAUGGACAUGUCCUGAAACUCUAUGACCCCCAAGAUGGUCCUACAACAAUCGUUCAGUCGGUGAAAGUUUUCCCCAAGAAUUCACCUAUUAUUAAUUUGAUGGCUACCAAUGAGCAGUUGAUUGUGGUCAGUGCAGACGAAAUAGCGGCAGUACCGCUGGAAUAUUGUUCGGAACAGCGGAAUUGUGCAGGUUGCGUGCACUUGCAGGACGCACACUGUGCAUGGGAUUUAGACAGUGCACGUUGUAUUGGUCGCAGCGUGUGGUCAGGCGAGAAUUUCGUCCAAAACAUACUCCUCGGACAGUCGGAGCAAUGUCCUGAAGGCGCCGUGAAUCCUGACUACUACGCGAUUAACGGUAAGGAGGCGCUGCUCGAGUUACAUUCGGAACGCGUCACUUCAUCGGACGAAAAAGCAAACAAUUCCGGUAGUGAACGACUUGUCAUUGCUGUUUUGAUAACGAUGGCUAUUGCUUCCGCCUGUGGCUUCUUUGCCGGCUACCGGUUUUCCAGGUGGAGAUCAGUACAGGAUGGUCAGCAUCGUUCGCCCGGUUCUUCUACAGGAAGUUAUGAUUCAUACGGACGUGCACGCUUAACACGUCACGAUUCCUUAGCUGGUGCCAAAUUGGAGCAUGUUUACGGUACCGGACUCGGAAAGGAUACAGUAUCAUUGGCUUCUGGUGUACCUCAAAAUGGCACACCAUUUUUAAAUUUCGGUAGUAAUGUCAACUCCGGUUUUGUGACACCCAAAUUUCCCACAGAAAAAAAUUUUGUAACAUAUUUGAAUAACAGUACUCUGCCAAGGGAUUAUAAGGUUAAAAAAGUUUAUUUAUAG
This is a messenger RNA of Brugia pahangi, 1914 nucleotides long. NCBI's taxonomy places the organism in Eukaryota, Metazoa, Nematoda, Chromadorea, Rhabditida, Onchocercidae. The record is from the annotation of a GenBank genome assembly.